ACAUGAACUCUAGUAUAAUUGUUUUAAAAAAACGGCUAUAUAGCAAUUGUAUGAGUGUUUAUGAUGAUGAGCUUUAGAAUCGUUGUUGAACAAACCUCCAUGCGGAUUAAAUCAAUCUCGUCAGUUUGUCUGUUAACCACAUUAAUAUCUUAAUCUUUUUAUUCUUUAAUUCAAUCACUGUAUCGGAUAGGAUCAAAUUUAUAUUUUCAACAAAGGGUUACUCUUUAUUCAAUUGGUGAAAGCUUAAUCUUUUUCCAUGCGCGAAAUAAUCAGGGUCGUGAAAAUAAAUAUAUCCCACGAAACAGCGGUCUUCGAGGCAUUAAGCGUUCCCAAAGAAGGUUGUAUCAAGGCUUCAAGAAACUGCAAACAGUGAUUGAAUUCUGGUUAUCUUGAUAAAAAAAUUCCUUUUUAUGCUCUGACGCAGUGUUAUUUUUAUAGAAUAAAUCGUUUUCAAACAAGUGGAUAUACUGAGUUACUGACUGCAUGUUUUAAGCAUACUUAUAUCUGUGAUAUUUUGAGAAUGGUGUAAGUAAUCAAGGGGAGUGUUCAAGUGUUUGAAACUAAGAUAUAAGACGAGAAUUCGUCAGCCGUCGACAUCAAGCAGACGUGCUUUGCAGAUGCAAACGGCUCAACUGACGUCAUCUUACACAACAUAAUGACGUCAUACAAGCCGAUUUCGUUUGAUAGGGAGUACACUUUGGAACAGAUCAACUGGAAGCGCUCCAUGACUGAGAUCGACCUGAAGCGGCGGCGUGCGGACAUGCGCGAGAGGGACCGGAUGCAGAUAAAAAUCAUAACGAAACUUGACAGCCCAACCCUGGGCUUCGAAGUCGAGAACUUCCGGUUGUUCAACAGGCUUAGGAAGACGGAAACUGCCAUACACAACACGAUACCUACUUUAGAUACCGUGAACGCUGAGAAGGACUACAUCACGUUCGAGCGCCUCCGGAAGUCGCAGCCCCACGCCGUCACCUACACCAGUUUCUACAACACCAUCCAGGGAGAGGCGCGCAAACCGCGGACGCCCAAAACACCGUCCGCAAUUGCUUACUCCGGUAUCGAGCUUAGCCCGUCAUCCGCGCGAUCACGCGGCACGUUACGUCGCUCGUCCCAGUCUCUUUCUGAGUCGCCUGCAAGUCGGCUGUUUGCCAUGGACACGGGCGGCAGACAGUUUAACGGUGCAUACAAAAUGUCCCAGUCAACACCGAUAGACGCUCAGACGCCAAGUGCAUACAAAAUGUCUCAGUCAACACCUAUAGACGUUAGGACGCCAUUCUCUUGAUACUUUUGCUAAGUUGUAGCGAAAACGUGUGUUAUAAAGUGUUUAUAUGUAGCCUCGCUCUUGGAUAACCGAGCUUAAUGUUUGUGCGUAUAUCGUCCACACAGUGCGUGCAUUAUGCCUGUUUUCCCAGAGCGAGGCUCAUAUGUGUUAGAUAUGUGCUUUUAUGUGUACGAGCUUAUGUGCUAUGGAUUACAUGUUAUUGUUAUUAUAUACCAAUAUGUUUUUGUAAUAUUAGAAUUUUUUAAGUUAAUCAAAGGUCAAUACUUUAUUAAUAAACAUGAUAAACUAUUUUAUUAAACAGAUGAUAAAACAUAAAUUAAAAUCA
Dreissena polymorpha is the source of this 1607-nucleotide messenger RNA. RefSeq lists its product as uncharacterized. NCBI's taxonomy places the organism in Eukaryota, Metazoa, Mollusca, Bivalvia, Myida, Dreissenidae. The record is from RefSeq and is a predicted model, not a curated record. The coding region runs from base 656 to 1282 and encodes 208 amino acids. The transcript has 3 exons.